Messenger RNA from Herpailurus yagouaroundi (jaguarundi), 972 nucleotides. RefSeq names its product olfactory receptor 13C7-like. The transcript has a single exon. Gene Ontology annotation, molecular function: olfactory receptor activity; G protein-coupled receptor activity. The coding region runs from base 1 to 972 and encodes 323 amino acids. The record is from RefSeq and is a predicted model, not a curated record. Lineage: Eukaryota; Metazoa; Chordata; Mammalia; Carnivora; Felidae. Gene Ontology annotation, cellular component: membrane. Gene Ontology annotation, biological process: G protein-coupled receptor signaling pathway.
AUGGGAAAGACCAAUCAGUCUUCUGUGACAGAAUUUGUCCUACUGGGGCUUUCUGGCUAUCCAGAGCUUGAGGCCAUUUACUUUGUGAUGGUGCUGUGUAUGUAUCUGGUUAUCCUGCUGGGAAAUGGAAUCAUCAUCAUUGUAAGUGUCUGUGACUCCCACUUGCACACCCCCAUGUACUUUUUCCUCAGUAACUUAUCAUUCUUGGACAUUUGCUAUACCAGUUCUUCUAUUCCCCUGUUUCUCAGCAGCUUCUUAACUUCACAGAAAACCAUUUCCUUCUCUGGGUGUGGAGUCCAAAUGUUUCUCUCCUUUGCUAUGGGAGGCACAGAGUGUGUCCUUCUGAGCAUGAUGGCAUUUGACCGCUAUGCGGCCAUCUGUAACCCUCUGAGAUACUCCGUUAUUAUGAGCAAGACUUCAUACAUGUCCAUGGCUGCUGGGUCCUGGAUUGCAGGGGGUGUCAAUUCUGUGUUGCAAACCUCUCUUGCAAUGCGGCUUCCUUUCUGUGGGGAUAAUGUCAUUAAUCAUUUUACUUGUGAAAUCUUGGCUGUCUUAAAAUUGGCUUGUGCUGAUAUCUCCAUAAAUGUUAUUAGCAUGGUUAUUGCUAAUGUUAUUUUUCUUGUGGUCCCAGUACUUUUCAUUUUUGUUUCCUAUGUUUUCAUUCUCUCCACUAUCCUGAAGAUUCCUUCUGCAGAGGGGAAGCGCAAAGCCUUCUCCACCUGCUCCGCCCACCUAACUGUGGUGAUUAUAUUCUAUGGAACCAUCCUCUUCAUGUAUGCAAAACCCAAGGCUAAAGACUUCUCUGGUACAGACAAAGUACAAGUCACAGACAAAAUCAUCUCUCUCUUCUAUGGAGUUGUGACACCUAUGCUCAAUCCCCUCAUCUAUAGUUUGAGAAACAAAGAUGUGAAGGAAGCUGUGAAGAAUAUGCUGUGUCAGAAAUGCUCCUCAGAGGGAAUGUCAAUGCUUUAA